This is a messenger RNA of Hyla sarda, 1514 nucleotides long. It is a transcript of the gene SPATA6, whose product is annotated as spermatogenesis associated 6. Gene Ontology annotation, biological process: spermatogenesis. Gene Ontology annotation, molecular function: myosin light chain binding. The record is from RefSeq and is a predicted model, not a curated record. The coding region runs from base 504 to 1361 and encodes 285 amino acids. NCBI's taxonomy places the organism in Eukaryota, Metazoa, Chordata, Amphibia, Anura, Hylidae. The transcript is spliced from 11 exons.
GACUUAACCCCGGAGAAUAUGUAAGCAGCCGCAGACUCCCCGGACCCCGCUGCAUAGUGUGUGAGGCCCGUGACUAGCGUGAAGCCGGGGACGCGAGUGAUGUAACAUCCGAGGGGCGAGCCUCGGAGCCGGGCACCGCCCACAAACACAGGCCGGGGAUCGAGGCCUCAACGGACGGAGCUAACGGACCAGUGCGGGGCACACGCAUAGUUCGGGAGUCCGCUCCAUGGAGACGGCUUCAGCAACAGAGUCUGCGGUGUCCUAUCUGUAGAAUGACCCAGGACUAGCACCAGGUGACAUGAAGCUGCUCCCUGCCUCCUCCACACGGCACUUUCUUCUCCUUACAGGAUUUGUCGGAUAACGUAUGUUUGAACGGUGACCCAGCGACGGGCGGAGAAUGCAGAAACAGGGUUAGUGGCAAAGACCUGUGUGUACUAAAGGAAGUAGACAGCUCAAUUAGACUUUAAUUAACACUUUCCACGCGUAACAGUAGCUCAUCCAGAAUGUCCAGGAGAUAUGAGCAGCCCACCAUCGCCUCCAAAUCCCGCUCACCGUCUCCAUAUACCAAAAGACGCAUGUGUGAGCUCACUGAGGACUCCAGGCAAAGGCUGGCCCAUCUGAACCUGGGGCCCUACACAUUCAAGAAGGAAUACUGCAACCCGCCCCCCUUUGUAGUCAGACAUGUAGAAACAAGCUCUUCACCUGACACCACCGAGCUGUCGAGUUCUUCUAGAAGUUUGAGAUCGGAAGAAUCUUCAAGGCUGCGCACAGAUACCUCUGUGCUUGACGGCUUCAGACCCCGGGGUAACAGGGAUUCCAGGAAGAUGCACAUUGAUGACCUUCAGAUGUCCUUGGACAAUGUCGGAAACAAAAGGCUCCAAGAAUCGUCUUGCAGAGCUACCUCACUUCUGUCUCGCUCGGCUCCACCAUCAAUACUGAGACACCCACCCAGUCCUGUGCUCAACAGAUCGUCCCUUAGAGAGAGGUUCCAGACAGAUCACCGAACAUCUGCUAACUGGAAGGAAACCCAUGAACGAGUCAGAAGUAUAGUAAGGACAAACAGUGCCCGGCAGAAGCUACAUUUUGAUAAGAAUGUGUCAUGGAAGGAUCCAGAAUACAGCGACACAAUGAAUGAAGAGUCACACCGUACCAGAGAGCAGGACAGCCUCUCAUUCCCCCAAGAUAAAUCUGUUCACCUGGACAAUGGGGAGUUCUGGUGCAAUAGGGCAGCCGCAUACAAAGGAAAAAGUCAUAGGAUCAUAUUCGAGGAGAGCAUGGAGAAAAUCUACAAGAACAUGUACAGGAAUGCUACAAACCCAAAUGCAUAUAGGAAAUCACAUCACUCCAAGGACCUUUUUUGAUUUAAAGGAGCUGUCUACGGGGGUGGGGACACCGGAGCGCCUCUCUUUGGUCUGUGCACUUCCCCUUUAGACACUGUGCUAGACAUAAUACAAUAUAUUAAAGGGGUUAUCCAGGCAAAACCUUUUUUUAUAUAUAUCAACUGGCUCCGGAAA